Molecule: messenger RNA, 1031 nt
Organism: Mytilinidion resinicola
Lineage: Eukaryota; Fungi; Ascomycota; Dothideomycetes; Mytilinidiales; Mytilinidiaceae
Product: meiotically up-regulated gene 182 protein
Exons: 7
Coding region: 20-730 (236 amino acids)
Cellular component (GO): mitochondrion
Molecular function (GO): NAD(P)HX epimerase activity
Source: RefSeq, a predicted model, not a curated record
CUGCUCACUUAUCAUCAUAAUGGCUUUGAGGACACUCUCAGCAAAGAGCGCUGCGGCUCUGGACAAGGAGCUGAUGAGCUCUGGAGCUUUCUCUAUCGAUCAGUUGAUGGAGCUUGCUGGAUUGUCCGUCUCACAAGCUGUAUUCAAGCUACAGCCACUUAACCAAGGGAAGAGGAUUCUAGUCGCUUGUGGACCCGGAAACAACGGCGGAGACGGUCUCGUUGCAGCUCGUCACCUCUACCACUACGGAUACCAGCCUACAAUGUACUAUCCAAAGCAGAGCAAGAGCGAGCUCUAUCAGCGUCUCACGAAGCAGCUGAAAGACCUCGACAUCCCGUUCACUGAGGACUUUGAUUCAGCUUUGAAGCAAGCUGACCACAUUGUUGACGCUAUCUUCGGCUUCUCCUUUUCCGGCGAAGUUCGCGAACCCUUUCCGAAAGUCAUCGAGGCUCUCCGGGACACCAAGAUCCCAGUUCUAGCGGUAGAUGCGCCUUCGUCCUGGAACAUCGAAGAUGGACCACCAGACUCUGGUCCUGGAAAGGGUUUUCAACCACAAGCUCUUAUCUCCUUGACUACACCAAAGCCUCUGGUCAAGUGGUUCAAAGGGAGACAUUUCAUCGGCGGACGAUUCCUCAGCCCUGCCAUGGCGGAGAAGUACGGGCUGGAUGUGCCGCCCUAUCAUGGGCUGGAUCAGUUGGUUGAGAUCGGGGUGGAGGGACAGAAACUCUAAUGGAUCUCAAGUAGAAGCUGCGUACUUAAUGCACUGUUGUGGUCAGUUCCAGACAACCGAACCUGACCACGGAGUUCUCCAACUUCACGCCCAAAUCUUGACAGUAGCAGUGAAGAGAGGCAGAGCUCACGCGAGCGGUGCGUCCAGAACAGCCGCCUUAUCUGUCUCAAUCGCUUGCAAAUCUAUACCUGUCAAAGCGCAAAUGAUAGGCAGUGCCAUACACCCGUUUCAGAAGACGUUGUGCAACGGCUCGAGUACCCACGGCGAGUCUGGCAGCUCCAUGCGAAAUCAAACCAUGGAC